GAAAUGGAGAAAAGUGUGGCUUCUCAGUGCAUUUUGUGCUCGGGCGAGAUCAAGUCAAUCAUCAACGAGAUUGUGGUGAGCGAUUACAUGUACAACGUGCGUGAGAUGCUGCACUCUUUCACGGAAAAGCUGGACGAAAACAUCCCACCGGAGGACAUUGUGCUGUGCGAGGCGUGUGCCAUGGAGCUCUCUGGGGCUUUUGAGUUCCUCCUGAAAGUGCAGAAGGCUGAGGACGCGAUGGAGAGGCGAGAGAAUGCGGAUCUUCUUGAGAUACUGGAUGAGACGUCAGAGACGGCGGAAGAGGUGUCGCUAGAGAAGGCGACUGAGAGCGAGGACAGUCAGUUCAAUAUGGAUAUGUACAUAGAGAAGCUUCCGCCGCCAGUGGAGGAGAAGGCAGCGCCAGAGCCGCCACCGAAGAGGCGGAAAGACACCAAGAGAGCUGACUGUGACGACGUGGAGUAUCCUGCGCGUGUGGUGAUCUUCCCGCAGUUCGUGGUGUGUCAGGUGGAGCCGAAGAAGCUGCUGGAAGACGUGGCUGCGGGAAGGAUCAGUGAGGAGUUCCUGAAGCAACAGCACCGUCUCAAGAUGCUGGACGUGACGGGCGUGAUGAUCUCGCUGGAGAACCACCGCGGCGUGCUGCAGCAGCAGGUGAUCCAGACGGACGAGGACAAAGAGGACAUGUUCCUCUGUCGCUACUGCCCCAAGUCCUUCAGCACGGCGCACCAUCUCAUGAUGCACACGCGCAAGUCGCACGUGUGCCAGUUUUGCCUACAGGGCUUCGCCAAGCUGGACGAUCUGCACAUGCACAUUGAGCAGGAGCACGUGAAGUUCGAGUGCCACUUCUGUCCGCGCGAGUUCUCGUGCAACAACAACCUGCGUUCGCACCUGAAGAAGACGCACGGCGUCACGCUGCCCGCCUACGUGUCGCUGAUCACGGUGGAGAAGCAGUCCGGAGACGAAGAGGACGCCGACGAGGCGCAGAAGGGAUGAGGCGGCGUCCUGCUGGGCUGGGGACAAAGUGUGAUGUGAGGAAUGAAGGGAUUUACGAUCUGGCUGCAUUUUGGAGAACUCUUCUCAAGUCGCUUGUGUGAAAGCGUGGAGUCUCGAUGGGCGAGCAAAAAGGUGAAGAAGAAAUUGGAAAUGUGUUGAAAAUAAGAAUUUGCUGCGAAAGUAAGGGAAAUAAAUUCGUAAAUUAAUAUAUCAAUAAACAAGUAAAUUUUUAACUUUCAUGUUCAACAAAAUACAAGACAAAAUACAAGUAAAUAAUGACUGUUACAAAACA
Messenger RNA from Phlebotomus argentipes, 1282 nucleotides. RefSeq names its product zinc finger and BTB domain-containing protein 6-like. The record is from RefSeq and is a predicted model, not a curated record. The coding region runs from base 4 to 990 and encodes 328 amino acids. The transcript is spliced from 2 exons. Gene Ontology annotation, cellular component: nucleus. Gene Ontology annotation, biological process: regulation of transcription by RNA polymerase II; epidermal cell differentiation. NCBI's taxonomy places the organism in Eukaryota, Metazoa, Arthropoda, Insecta, Diptera, Psychodidae. Gene Ontology annotation, molecular function: RNA polymerase II cis-regulatory region sequence-specific DNA binding; DNA-binding transcription activator activity, RNA polymerase II-specific; zinc ion binding.